Messenger RNA from Rosa chinensis, 881 nucleotides. RefSeq names its product CLAVATA3/ESR (CLE)-related protein 41. The record is from RefSeq and is a predicted model, not a curated record. Gene Ontology annotation, biological process: xylem development. The transcript has a single exon. Gene Ontology annotation, cellular component: apoplast. Gene Ontology annotation, molecular function: receptor serine/threonine kinase binding. NCBI's taxonomy places the organism in Eukaryota, Viridiplantae, Streptophyta, Magnoliopsida, Rosales, Rosaceae. Bases 180 to 539 code for a protein of 119 amino acids.
CAGCCUUGCCCCUCUCUCCUUCACUUUGGUUUCUCCAUAUUUCAAAACCCACUUUACAGUCACUUUUGCUGAAGCUUCCCUUGUCUCGCUUUCUCUCUUCCUCUCUGAACAUUAUCACUGUCUCUUUGUCUCUCUCAUCUCUCUCUGCCUUCAUAGCUAGCUAGCCCUGGAGCCGGUUCAUGGAUAUUGAACCCUUGUGGGCUCUUGGGGGGUGGUUUCUUCUUCCAAAUUGCAUGGCCUCAGCACCUAAAUCCAUCUCUGAAUCCCACACAACAUCAACAAAGUUACACCCUUUGAUUCUCUCUCUUACCGUUGUUUUCAUUUUGCUCCUUCUUGUCACUCCAUUAUCAAACCCAUCAUCAAUGGCAUCGAAAAGGCUUCUCUUGGCCGAUACUACUACUACUACUACCACAAAUUUGCAGCCAAAGAAAGCCAAGAACUCGCACACGAGUACUUCUUCAACUUCGACUAGAGCAAGAUCAGAGUUUGGAGCUGAAGCUCAUGAAGUUCCUAGUGGUCCAAACCCCAUAUCAAACUAGCUAGACAAAGAUGAUAGACUACCACGACUCGAUGAAGAUCCUAACGGCAAGAGUUUAUUAUGGUUUGUCAAGAUCUUUCUGGUUGUUAAUUGUUUGAGUUUGCCGUUAAAACUGCCUUGUCCCAUCACUCAUGAGAGAUUUGUUACCUUUGUUGUUAUGGUCAUCAUAUUAAUUAGCAUUACCCCCUCUUUUGUUUUUUCUGGCUAGAGAUCAUGUAUAGCAAGAGACACUUUUUAUUAUAUUAUGUAAUAUCCAUCUAUCUAUAUAGUUUCACAUAUAGAUGAUGAUGGUACUAUAUAUGACUUCAUUGGGUGGUAUAUAUGGAUUUGUUUUUGUUUCUUA